AUGAAGUCACUCCAAAGCAUAAUAUUUUUGAUUAGACUUCUAAUAUUCUAUCACACCACAAUCACACCAAUACUCACGACUUCCACCUCAACCUCUAAUUCGGAUUUUUCCCCAACCGCGGCAGUGCCGCAAUGUAUCGACUAUUCGGAUCCAUUAGAUUUUGGUAAACACAUAAUAAAACCAUGCCCUAAUAAAGCCAGGCUGAAAGGUUCCAACACGAAUUUCCAAAAUGAUUUGAGUUCUGGUAACAGCAGUAAUAUGUUUGUGCUGCAGUUCACUUGCGGAGAGACUAAUACGACAUUAUGUAAAAAGGCCAAAUCGGCUUUCGAGGCGGCUGGAAAGAUUAUCACAGCAGCAUUCAUAUUUAAAGCGCCGAUUGUCAUAGACGCUAACUUCUUGGAUUUAAAUGAUCCAAGAUUAUUAGGUGCUGCAAGCCCAACGAGGUUAAUGCCUAUAGUAUCUGAAGACAGUGUCCCAAGAAUGUACCCACAGGCGCUUGUUAAACAAUUUCAAUAUUCCGUGCAUCCUGAUUAUAGUCCUACAGAUAUUCUCGCAAAAUUUAAUUCGGGUGCCGAUUUCUGGUUUCAGGGAGAUGGACCAAUAGGUCCUCAACAAUCUAACUUCCACACCGUCAUUCUUCACGAGCUAUUUCAUGGCCUUGGCUUCUCUUCAAGUUACCGAGAUUAUUUCGACCUGCUCCUAGGACAGCCCAGUGAAGGCAUCACCGCCUUUCCCAUGUUAGAUUCCAACUCGACCAACCCCACAUUUAAUGAUCCAUUAAAAUUCUCCGGAUUUAUUGAAACCAUUUUUGACAAAUUUAUAAUGAUUCUACCUGACAAGUCUGAUCCAUCAGGGACCAAACCUCUCCCAAUAUCCUACUUCACUAACCAACUAAAUCAAUUUGGACCACUUAAUACUAUAUUUCCAAAUAUCAAUGUACUUACCUCUCAGAUAAUGGGAUCACCACAGUGGAAAUCCGUUGCACAAUAUCUGAUAAAGAAAGCAACUGUAGCUAAUACUUUUGUGUUUGUCCCCAGGGGCGGUACAUUGGCUAAUGCCACAUAUUUGGAAACUAAUUUAAAGGUUUACUCCUCUGGUUCAAGUAUUAGCCACGUUAGCUUAGCGAAAUAUACGAAUACAAAUGAUUUUUUAAUGAGAUAUUCGCUGGAAUCGGGAGUCACCAUUGAAGAUUUGAUCAUCAAAGGAGGAAAUUAUUCGGGUGGGGCUAUUGGACCACGUCUAAGGGCAAUUAUGAACUCGAUUGGUUAG
Acaulospora morrowiae is the source of this 1269-nucleotide messenger RNA. The record is from the annotation of a GenBank genome assembly. Lineage: Eukaryota; Fungi; Glomeromycota; Glomeromycetes; Diversisporales; Acaulosporaceae.